UUCAUCAUAUGUUUUUUUUGUUUUGUUUUGCUUUUUAUUUUUUGCCCGAAAGACCGAAAGUAAGCGAAAAAUCUUCAAAUGACGACGAUAAACACAAAGAUGUGGGCCGGAGAUCCUAACGUGUGCCGAUGCUGCCUGUCCGUGACUGGCGAUACGGAUCUCACAGCUGAAAAUAUCAUUAAUGGACAUAAAGAAGUAUUUUCAGACAUGCUACAUCAAUGUUUCGGAGUAUAUCUCUCCCGUCUCACAGACCUCGGCUGCAGCAGACAGGUCUGCCGGGCGUGUGUGCAGCAGCUUCAGGCGGCUUGUGCCUUCCGGAAGCAAGUUGUGGAUGCUGAGGAGUGCUAUAUGGCAUUCUUUGAGGAUAACAGUGGUUUGCAAGACAAAGAGAUAAAGUCUGAAAUUGAAGACGAUGACUUUUUUGACACAGAAAAUAGAUCUGAAAAUUUAAUGUCAAAGAAGAAAGUGAAGCACAAAAUCCAUAAGAAGAGAGGAGAUAGGAGAACCAGAAUGAAAGACAGAGAUAGCACAGAUGACUCAGACACACCUUUGACUGAACUUUCAAGACUUAAAUCAGUAGCAGCCCAAAAUGAACCAUUAGUUCCUGAAGAUAAGGACCAAUUUUGUGUGGAAUCUUUAGAAGUCAAACAUGGUUUUGUGUUUGGCAAUAAUGAUCUCAAUGAUAAUGUGGAUAAGACUGAAAAUGAUUCGCCCACUAUCGCACCAGUAUCACCCCCAAAACAUAUUUCUGAACGGAAAAAAGUAAUUCAAACCUGCAACACAGUGUUAAAGCACACUACAGCCUGCCCCUUUCGGCAUCACAAGAGCUGGUUCCAAUGUUUCUACUGCCUGGAAGAGUUUAGAGAAAUAAAACUUUUGCGGCAGCACACUUCGCAAACGCACCAAGACAUAGACAAGGAAUUAAAAAAAAUAAAACGGUUCCCGCGCUCUUUGCAAAUUGACAUUUCCGAACUGAAUUGCAUCGAUUGUGUCGACUUAGACGUUAAUUUAAACAACAUAACCUCUUUGAAAGAGCAUUUGAUCUCGAGACAUAAUCUAAAGAUUUACACAGAGUGUAUAGCCGACUACAAAGUUGACACUAGUCCGUACACAUGCCAUAUAUGCAAACUAGAAUUUCAUGUAUUCAGAAGUCUGACUACUCAUUUAAAUGAGCACUACGCAAAUUGCAUUUGCGAUGUUUGCGGAAAAUCGUUCAUAAACUCCAAGCGAUUGAAAGUUCACAAGCGGACACACGAAAGCGGCGUGUUUCCAUGCAACCUCUGCGGGAAGGUUUUAAAAACGAAAACGUCAAAAGCGAAUCACAUGGAAACACAUUCUAAACGCAUCUUGAAGUGUCAGAUUUGUUCGCAACCGAUGAAACACUACAACGAUCGGGUAAAGCAUAUGUCAGAUGUACAUAACAUAACGCAUAAAUUCAAGUGUCCUGUUUGCCCGAAAGAAUAUAACAUAAGGCAUUAUCUGGCGACGCAUAUGAGACAGACACAUGGGAAUAAGAAUAAAAAGUGCGCUGAAUGCGGAAUGGCGUUUAUCACUAACCAUAGCCUGAAGAAGCACAUGUUGAAGCAUAGUGGUGAGAAACCGUACGAGUGCAAUGUUUGCAGGAAAGCAUACGCGCGGAGCUAUACUUUGAAAGAACACAUGCGUUCACAUGAGAAUGAAGGAUUUUAGGCGUUCGUUUUUU
Messenger RNA from Plutella xylostella (diamondback moth), 1702 nucleotides. RefSeq lists its product as uncharacterized. Gene Ontology annotation, molecular function: DNA-binding transcription factor activity, RNA polymerase II-specific; zinc ion binding; RNA polymerase II transcription regulatory region sequence-specific DNA binding. The record is from RefSeq and is a predicted model, not a curated record. Gene Ontology annotation, biological process: regulation of transcription by RNA polymerase II. Gene Ontology annotation, cellular component: nucleus. Lineage: Eukaryota; Metazoa; Arthropoda; Insecta; Lepidoptera; Plutellidae.